AUUGCAAAAUCAUUGAAGUCAUGAAUAAAGGGAGUACCAAUAAGGAUAUUGAUAUUCCUCUACUACAUACCGAAGAGUCUAUAUUGGGUAAACCAUGGUUAUUGGUAUAUAAGAAAAAUGUUGAAUUUGAAGGUCAACAUUUUGAGACUGCUAUGUCAAAUCUUAUCAAACAACCCAAUAUUAAUUCAACAGUUAUAAUGAGAGCAGAUAUAUUAAAGGAAAAUAUAUAUGAUCCAGAAAAGGGUGAUACUAUGUUUGUAAGUAAAUUAAUUAAUCAAAUUCCGGAAUUCCCAUCAUCUGAUGAAUCAACAAUUCUUAAACGAGAUUUAACUGAUGUAGAAUUAAGAUCAAUUCCAUUAGAUAAUAGUAAAAUUCAAUUACAACCAAAAUUUGAAAUUAUACGAAGAAUAAUACCUCGUAAUCCAUUUAAAGAUUAUAUUAUAAAUCAAACAUGUUUAGUAUUAACUGAUGAUAAUACUACUAAUAGUAGUAGUAAUAAUAAUAAUGAUACUAUAUUAGUUGUAUAUAUUCCUCAUAUAUCAUCAAAGGAUGAAAUACCCUUUUAUUUACCAGAAGUUUAUGGAGUAGGCAUCUUAUAUCAUAAGAAAUCAUUAUCAAUUCAUUAUUUACCAUUUGGAUAUAAACAAUCAGAUAUUGAAUAUAAUUUAGUAAAAAAUUGGGAUCCAACCAAUAGAUCAAUAAGAAUCGCAUUAAGAUUAUUAGAAACUUCAGCUAAACAUUCUAAUGGAGUUAUGGCAGGUUACGAAAAAAGAGUUAAUCAUGAUAUGGUUGUACCUAAAAUUGCAUUUCAAAAUAGAUAUAUUAGUCUUAAGAAAAAAUAUUCAUCAAAUUUAGUUAAUCUGUGGAUUGAAAGUACUGAUCCAAAGAAGCAUGUAUUUGAAGAUUUAGCAAUAGCUGCAUUUUUAAUAGAAUUUUGGGCUUCACUAUAUAAAAGUAAAGAAGAUUUUGAAUUUAGAGAUCUUGGUUGUGGUAAUGGAUUACUUGUAUACAUAUUAAAUAAUGAAGGUUAUAAAGGUAUUGGUAUAGAUGCUAGAGCGAGAAAAUCUUGGACAACUUAUCCUGAAGAAGUUCAGAAAAAUUUAAAAGAACAAGUAAUUAUUCCUAGUAUAUUAUUAAAGCCUCAUCCUGCUGUGGCUAAAAUGGCCCCACAUAUUAAAGACAAUGGUAGAUAUUUUCAAAUACCUGAUUCACCAAGUUAUUAUUCAUCAGCUAAUUUACUUGCAUCAGAAAAAGUAUGUACAUUAGAUGAUUUUCCUAAAAAUACCUUUAUAAUUGGAAAUCAUUCUGAUGAAUUAACUUGUUGGAUUCCACUUUUAGGAUUUCCAUAUAUGGUUAUACCAUGUUGUUCACAUUCAGUUUCAGGAGCUAAAGUUAGAUAUAAUCCAAGAAAAUCUGCUACUCAAAAUUCUACAUAUUCAUCAUUAGUAGAUCAUGUAGAAGAUUUAUCAAUAACAAUGGGUUGGGAUGCAAAGAAAGAAAUGUUAAGAAUUCCAAGUACAAGAAAUGCUGCUAUAAUUGGUAGUAAAAGAAAUAUUAAUGAAUCUUUAGAAAGUUAUCAAACAAGAAUUUUAGAUAUUUUAGCUUUAGAAGGUGGAACUGAAGGUUGGGUAGAAAAUUCUAUUGCAUUAAUGAAAAGACCUCCUAGAAAUCAUUAAUCUUUAGUUAAUAAUAUAAUAAAUGAUUGCAAAAAUUUAAUUUUUGGAUUUCUUUUUUUGUCACAAUAAAUUAAAAUUAAUCCUAAUCGGGAAAGAGUCCUGCACACAAUCCACAGGAGAAAACUUCCACCAAAAGUUGGCAUUAUCAAAAGAAGGUGUGAGUAACUUAACUAUUAACACAUUAAAUUUAAGG
Messenger RNA from Scheffersomyces amazonensis, 1869 nucleotides. Its product is annotated as tRNA (uracil) methyltransferase. Gene Ontology annotation, biological process: tRNA methylation. The record is from RefSeq and is a predicted model, not a curated record. The transcript has a single exon. Bases 21 to 1676 code for a protein of 551 amino acids. Lineage: Eukaryota; Fungi; Ascomycota; Pichiomycetes; Serinales; Debaryomycetaceae. Gene Ontology annotation, molecular function: tRNA (uridine) methyltransferase activity.